Molecule: messenger RNA, 985 nt
Organism: Molossus molossus (Pallas's mastiff bat)
Lineage: Eukaryota; Metazoa; Chordata; Mammalia; Chiroptera; Molossidae
Gene: AK1
Product: adenylate kinase 1
Exons: 7
Coding region: 137-817 (226 amino acids)
Biological process (GO): ATP metabolic process; nucleoside triphosphate biosynthetic process
Cellular component (GO): cytosol; cytoplasm
Molecular function (GO): AMP kinase activity; ATP binding; nucleoside diphosphate kinase activity
Source: RefSeq, a predicted model, not a curated record
GGUUCUGGGGAGAGGUGGAGCCCCGGGAUAGGCUCUAUCCUAGCCAGGCCACCACAGGAAGUAAGGGCUAUGAAGACAAUAAUGCAGACUCUCUGAGGGGCUUUUGAGGAGGUGACAUUCUUCUGAGGCCUGGAAGAUGAGGAAGAAUCCUGCAGAGAGGCUGACUCCCCUCUCCGGACCUCGGCAAGAUGGAAGAGAAGCUGAAGAAAACCAAGAUCAUCUUCGUGGUGGGGGACCCCGUUUCUCAGGGCUUCUGAAUGGGUGGGCGCUUGCAGGCGGGCCCGGCUCAGGGAAGGGCACCCAGUGUGAGAAGAUUGUCCAGAAGUACGGCUACACCCACCUCUCCACCGGGGACCUCCUUCGGGCCGAGGUCAGCUCGGGCUCGGCCAGGGGCAAGAUGCUGUCGGAAAUCAUGGAGAAGGGGCAACUGGUGCCGCUGGAGACAGUGUUGGAUAUGCUCCGAGAUGCCAUGAUGGCCAAGGUAGAUACUUCCAAAGGCUUCCUGAUUGACGGCUACCCUCGGGAGGUGCAGCAAGGGGAGGAGUUUGAGCAGAGGAUUGGACAGCCCACACUGCUGCUGUACGUGGACGCAGGCCCCGAGACCAUGACCAAGCGGCUCCUGAAGCGCGGAGAGACCAGCGGGCGUGUGGACGACAACGAGGAGACCAUCAAGAAGCGGCUCGAUACCUAUUACAAGGCCACAGAACCCGUCAUCACCUUCUAUGAGAAACGUGGCAUUGUACGCAAGGUCAAUGCCGAAGGCUCUGUGGACAGUGUCUUCUCCCAGGUCUGCACCCACCUGGAUGCCCUCAAGUAGCGACGCUGGAGCCCCUUCCCCAGCUCAGAGCCCAGCCCCACCCUUGUCCUGACUCAGGAGCCCUGGCCUGAGCUCAGUGCCUCCGCCCUGCCUGGCUGGAGCACAGACAGAGGAAGCCACUUUAUCCUGUUUUCACGGACAGCUGAGCACUAAAGGAAUUUCCGAGGA